UUUUAGUGCAGAUAAUUUUAGCAUGUAAAAAAGCCAAAUGAAUUUUCUGAAGCCAACCAAAUUGGGGAAAAAAAGCCAGUUUUUUGGAAUUUGACUUAGAAAAGGCCAAUCUGGUAACUCUGAUUUUGGGGGUGCAACAGUGUUGGGACGGUGUAGUUGGGCAUAAGGACAAACAAACGUGCAACUCCCAUACUCGAAAGGCGGGGCCGGGAUGUGAAUGGCAGAAACCUCCGCCAAUAGCAAGGCAGUGCUGGCUCUGAGUGACGUGUGGUGGACGGGCCCGCCGGCAGCGGAAGCGGAAGGCAGAGACCGGGAGCAGCCGACCCGAGGAGUGGCGGUAGAUGGCGGCGCGGUUAGCGACCGUGUCCCGAACGAGAGCCCGGGGCCGCGAUCGAUGCCUUGGGACGCAGCAGGCCGCUUGGGACAGCAUCCCCACGAAAUCAUGUGGGGAAGAUUUCCUCUCCUCCAGCCUACCUGACCUCGCCAUCACAGGGUUGGACACUGGGGAGAUUCUGGGAGCUUUCCACAGUUAUGUCGAUCAGACCAUAAUCUCCAUCAUUGAGGACUCCUCAUCAGCAGAGAGUAAAUGCCCAUUAGAUGAGGAGAGUGAAGCAACGUUACUGACGGCCCUCACUGAGAUUCUAGACACUGUCGAUGAUGAGAAUCCCUCUCCGUUUGACACACUUCCUGACAAUGAGCUGUUUGCCUCGCCAAAGGGUGUCCGUGAGGGGCCGCUGAGGGUAGGGAGAUGCUCGUGGGCCUCGUUCCCAGACUCUGAGAAGGACCUCUUCAAAUGUGUGGACGCGGCCGUUCCUCAGGAUGUCUCGUGGAGUUCUGAGAAGACUGCCGAUGAAGACUGCUUUGGGGUGGAGAGUUUGUCAGACCACACUGGUGACACAAUUAAUGAUAUUGCAGAUGUAUCCAAACCUGCCAUUGAAAUCCUGGACCUGCAGCUGGAUGAACAGUUGGAUCCUGUUGGCUUCGAGGACAGUGUGACGCUUGUCUUUGACCAGAACUCUCCUUGCGUCAUCAAUGUCGAGCACGUUUCCCUGUCUGACCUGGUCAAGUAUGUUCACCCUUAUUGCCUGCCCUCGGAGGACAGCACAGACUCCCCAACCAAAGCUGUCAAGUUGGAUGUUGAGCUGGUCCAAGGGGGAGAGUUGCUGGAUCUGGAAUGUCCGGCAACCUUGUGUGAAAGCCCCCAGCGUCCUUCUGGCACACCACUCUCCACAGCUGGUGAGAGGCCUGUAGCAGCCGGAGACCCUGCCCCAGAUGUUCUGCCUCACUCCCCGCUGGGUCAGACUGUUGUUCCUGUAACCUCCCCAGAGCAGGAGCAGCCACCGGCCCCGGUGAGAAAGAGAGGACGGCCGAGGAAAGUGUCCAAACCGGAGGAGAGGGCAGCAGUGGGAAUGCAGCGGGGCCGAACUGAGGGCCCUGUCACACGCUCCAGUCUGCGGCGGCAAUUACAACCUGAGUCCCAGGACCAGGCUCAGCCUGUGGGGACUAAGGGACCACAGAUCAGGCUGAGAGCACGGGGCAGGAGGGACCUGGGCGCUGAGCCUGGGUUCAGGCUCCAAGGGGGCAGCAGGGCAGGGACUGGGGCUGUAGGUGUCCAUCCUGGGUCAGAGGGAGGAAUGGACAGCCAGGAGGGAGCAGCAGUUUCAGCCGAUGGUUUUGUUUCCACCUCCUAUGUGGCCCCUCACUCUGUCACGCAUCCUGUCUCUCCGCUGGAUCCCUCUCCUGAUCCUUCUCCCUCUGCCUCCAUGGUUUCCAACCCUCCUGCCUCCAUCUCUGUACCUUCCCCACCCUCCAGUACCCCUCCUGUCUCCCCACCAGCCUCCCCUCCUAAACCUACCUCUUUUUCCCCACUGGCCUCCCCUCAUAAACCCUCUCCCACUGUCUCCCCACUGGCCUCCUCUCCCUCUGUCUCCCCACUGACCUCCUCUCCCUCUGUCUCCCCACUGACCUCCUCUCCCUCUGUCUCCCCACUGGCCUCCUCUCCCUCUGUCUCCCCACUGGCCUCCUCUCCCUCUGUCUCCCCACUGGCCUCCUCUCCCUCUGUCUCCCCACUAGCUUCCCUUCCUGAAUCCUCUCCCACUGGCUCUCUACUGGCCUCUCCUCAUAAAUCCUCUCCCACUGGCUCUCUACUAGCCUCUCCUCAUAAACCCUCUCCCUCUGUCUCCCCACUGGCCUCCCCUCCUAAACCCUCUUCCUCUGUCUCCACUUUGUCUGUCUCUGUACGGUCCAAUCCCCCUGCCUCCAGCUCAGUAGCUUCCGCACCCUCCAACACCCCUCCCUCUGUACCUUGUCCUUCUCUCUCCCCACCAGCCUCCCCCCCUGAAUCCUCUCCCUCAGUCUCCACACCAGCCUCCCCUUCUGACCCUUCUCCCUCUGCGUACCCUUCAUCUGUCUCAACAAACUCCAAUCCCCCUGCCUCUGGCUCCAUAGCUUCCCCUCCCUCUGUCUCUCCACUCUCCAUCCAGCCUCCCUCCAUACAAGCUGCUUCCCCUCCUACCACUCUCUCUCCAGCGGUCAAUGAACCCCGCCUGCGCCCGAUUAGCCUGGAGCAGUACCGGCAGCGGCAACGAGCAGGGGUCUCCUCUGGGCCCCGGGACCCCCGUCCUGCGUCUGGGCCCAGCCCUGGAGCCUGGCCUGUCGUCCCCAUCACUUCCAUUGUCCAGGGUGAGCUCAGUGUCCUGCCACUGGACAACCUGGGAUCUCCCUCGGCGCCACCAGCUGUCCCAAAGGGGCAGGGGCUAGGCCACAGACCCGUACUCCUGCCCCACAGUCAGCCCACAGCACGCUGGGCUCCAUCGCCUACACACAGCCCCUCCCAAGCCCCUGACACAGUCUCGGCCUUGCCCCAGGCACCCCCCUUACAUCCCUACCCAGGUUCUGUUGCAGGACCAGCCCAGAUGGGGUGGGGCCAGACACGACAGGCGCAGAAGCCGAGUCUGUGCCAGACACCUGGUCCGGGGCAGACACCCAGCCCGGCCCAGAUGGGAUGGAGACAAACACUGGGCCUGGUGCAAACGGGGCAGGCCCAUACACAACAGUCCCUGAAACCAAGCCCUUGCCAGGCGCCCAGCGCAGCCCAGACAACUGCCCCUACCCGGGCAGGAUGGGUUCAGACAGCCAAUCCGAAACUGACACAGCAGGGCCAGACGCCCAGUUCAGCCCAGACACCCUCACUGGGAGUCACCGCAGUCCGUGGCCAAGUACUGAGUGUUCAGCAACCCAUUGCAGCCUUUCUCCCUGGUGGGGGUCCUGCCUCCAUGCAGGCUGGUGAGUACACAGUGACACAGGGUAAGCCAUUUCAUGCCCCAGUCCCUCCCCCCAAGGGGAUCCCAGCCUCUAUGCAGGCCGGUGUAUACACAGUGACACAGGGUAAACCAGGCCCUGUCCCAGCCCCUCUCCCUGAGGGGAGUCCAGCUUCAGUCCCUCUUCCCGGGGGAAAUCUAGCUUCCAUGCAGGCUGGUGUAUACACAGUGACGCCGGGCAAACCAAACCUUGCCUCAGCCCCUCUCCCCAAGGGAAAUCCAGCCUCAGUCCCUCUCCCUCAGGGGGGCCCAGCAUCUGUGCAGGCUGGUGUAUAUACAGUGACACAGGGUCAAACAAGCCCUGUCCCAGUCCCGCUCCCUGAGGGAAAUCCAGCCUCAGUGCAGGCCGGUGUACACACAGUGAUGCAGAGUAAACCAAACCCUGCCCCAGCCCCUCUCCCUGCGGGGAGUCCAGCUUUGGUGCAGACAGUGGCGCAGGGUAAACCAAGUCCUGCCCCAGCCCCUCUCCCUGCGGGGAGUCCAGCUUUGGUGCAGACAGUGGUGCAGGGUAAACCAAGUCCUGCCCCAGCCCCUGUCCCUGCGGGGAGUCCAGCUUUGGUGCAGACAGUGGCGCAGGGUAAACCAAGUCCUGCCCCAGCCCCUCUCCCUGUGGGGAGUCGAGCUUUGGUGCACGCCAGUGCCUACACAGUGAUGCAAACUAAACCAAGCCCUGCCCCAGCCCCUCUCCCUGAGAGGAGUCCAGCUUCCGUGCAGACAGUGGUGCAGGGUAAACCAAGUCCUGCCCCAGCCCCUCUCCCUGCGGGGAGUCCAGCUUUGGUGCAGACAGUGGCGCAGGGUAAACCAAGUCCUGCCCCAGCCCCUCUCCCUGCGGGGAGUCCAGCUUUGGUGCAGACAGUGGUGCAGGGUAAACCAAGUCCUGCCCCAGCCCCUCUCCCUGUGGGGAGUCGAGCUUUGGUGCACGCCAGUGCCUACACAGUAAUGCAAACUAAACCAAGCCCUGCCCCAGCCCUUCUCCCUGAGAGGAGUCCAGCUUCAGUGCAGAUAGUGGCGCAGGGUAAACCAGCCCCUCCAGCUUUGAUGCAAGCUGGUGCCUACACAGUAACUCCAGCUAAACCAAGUCCUGCCCCAGCCCCUCUCUCUGAGGGAAAUCUAGCUUCAGUCUCUCUCUCGGGGGGAAAUCUAGCUUUGGUGCAGGCUGCUGUACACACAGUGACACAGGGUAAACCAGGCCCUGCUCCAGCCUGUCUUCCCAAGGGGGAUACAGCCUCUGUGGCGGAGAACUCUCUGGCACUGCUGCACCGGUCCGUACCCAUGCAGCAACAGUGCAGCAGGACAGCUGAUGCAGAGGAGAUCGUACAGCAGCGCAGCCCCUCCCUGCAGGAAGUUCUGACAGAGGAUGGCGCUAAAGGUAUCGAGGCUGCAGAUCUGAUGAGCUUGUUGGAACAAUUUGAAGUGAAUGAGGUAAACGAACGGCCGUCACCUCCAGGCAACACUAGGGUGGCCGAGGCAGACGGCAAGGUCUUUCUGGAUCAGGUGAUCGGAGUAGAACUGGCGGGUACAGCUGGUUUGACGCCCCCGGCCACCCCACCUUACCAGCACUCACCAGCCGGUCACCAGCACCAGGGGGGCACCAGGCCCCUCCAGAGCUCUCCACCACAGACGCUGAGGGUCACCGAAGCCAAGCAUCCCGUGCAGAACAAGGGCAGCAAGUGCGUGGAAGCCCAGAGCCUGACCGGGACCUCGGCCACGCACGCGGGAACACAUUUCAUGACGACAACCACGGGUGUGGGAACACAAUCCGUGACCGGUACCUCAACCACAUAUGUGGGAACGCAGUCUAUGACAGGUAGCUUGACCACGUAUGUGGGAGCACAGUCUGCGACCGUGGCCUGGGUAGCCCGUGGGGGAACGCAGUCUGCGACCAGGGCCUCGGUAGCCCGUGAGGACGCACAGCCUGUAACCAGAGCCUCGGUCACACAGAUGGAUGUACAGUCUGGGACUACAACAUUAACCACAGAUGAAGAAGCACAGCCCAGCUCGCUGACCACGCAUGUGGGUGUGCAGUCUAUGAGCAGGACAGUGUCCACUCCGGCCCCAGUCUUUGGUGACCAUGAAUACUGCCUGCCCAGUGUUCCAUCUGGAUAUACUCUGCCACACAAGGCAAUCUCACCACCGGGAAUGAGGCCCAGUGUUGCCUGUCGUUGGAAUGUGAAGCGGCAAUCGAGUAUCAUCAUCAAACCCAUCACCUUAUUGAACCAUCGAGCCUCAAAGGUGCUACAGAAACAGGGAGAUGGGAGCUCGUGUGCUGUGCAGGAGCUGCCCAGGGAUGGGGUACCCUCUGCUGGAGCGAGAGAGGGCUCCAGGACUUGUUCCCGGAUGCUGGAGAGUGGGAGCAUUGGCCCAGAGGGAGAAACCUGGACUCUGUCCCCCAGUGGGACUGAAGAAUGCAGAGGAGAGCCCUCGGGUUCUGAAAGGGACUGCAACAGGACUCAAUCCUCCCCCUGCUAUCGUCGGCAAUACUCUAGCUCCUCCAGCUCCCGAUCCCGUUCUCGUUCUCGUUCUCAGUCUCGGUCUUGGUCCCCAGCCCGGAAGCGGAGACGGUACUACAGGAGGCGGUCUCGACAUUCCCGACACAGUUCCCGCUCAGAUUCCAGAUCCAGCUCGCGGUCCAGGUCGUUUUCCAGAUCCAAUUCACGAUCCACAUCUGGAUCCAGGUCGAGGUCUAGGUCUCCGCAGAGGUGUAGUGUCCGGAUGAGUUACUUCACAGAUGAGUUUGAUCCAUAUGAUGUGGGGCCAAGGGACAGAUAUCACUACUCGAGGCGACAGGCUCACGAACACAAGAUCAGUCGGAGGAGAGAGCUCGCCAUUUUCUGUCCACAGGAGGAGCGGCGAGUUGUUUAUGUGGGAAAAAUCCGGAAUGGCAUGAUGCGUGAGGAACUCCGGAGACGGUUCGAGGUCUUUGGGGAAAUCGAGGAUUGCAACAUUUACUUCAGAACUCAAGGGGAUAACUAUGGGUUUGUCACCUACCGAUACACGUGUGACGCUUUUGCUGCCAUCGAGAACGGACAGUCACUGCGCCGGCCCGAUGAACUGCCCUUUGACCUCUGUUUUGGUGGCCGACGACAGUUCUGUAAAACCAAUUACGCUGACCUGGAUUCCAGUCACAGUGAUGUCAGCUCCUACUCAAGCAAAAGCAAGUUUGAUUCUGUAGACUUUGACACUUUACUGAAGCAAGCCAAACGAAGCCUGCAGAGGUGACGCAGAGCCCUUGUGGGAGAAGAGGCGCUGACAGACCAGGACUGUGCUCCCUGCUGAUUCAUGCUGCUACUGGAGUUAUUCAGAUUUAUAUAAACUCAGGCUGCUGUGUGUCGCUCUGGAUGGUUAUGUCAUCGGGGAGUUGAACGGAGGAGCACCGAGUCAGGAAAACAAAAACCCACUUAAAAAAAUCUAA
Molecule: messenger RNA, 6732 nt
Organism: Hypanus sabinus (Atlantic stingray)
Lineage: Eukaryota; Metazoa; Chordata; Chondrichthyes; Myliobatiformes; Dasyatidae
Gene: pprc1
Product: PPARG related coactivator 1
Exons: 13
Coding region: 342-6539 (2065 amino acids)
Biological process (GO): positive regulation of transcription by RNA polymerase II
Cellular component (GO): nucleus
Molecular function (GO): transcription factor binding; RNA binding
Source: RefSeq, a predicted model, not a curated record